Stegastes partitus (bicolor damselfish) is the source of this 2342-nucleotide messenger RNA. Its product is annotated as annexin A13-like. Gene Ontology annotation, molecular function: calcium-dependent phospholipid binding; phosphatidylserine binding; calcium ion binding. The coding region runs from base 104 to 1054 and encodes 316 amino acids. NCBI's taxonomy places the organism in Eukaryota, Metazoa, Chordata, Actinopteri, Pomacentridae. The record is from RefSeq and is a predicted model, not a curated record. Gene Ontology annotation, cellular component: nucleus; vesicle membrane; cytoplasm. The transcript has 11 exons.
GGCUCGUCCUGCUGACACGAAACACACCAAGUCCGAUCCGCUGCACCGCCUGUCUGUCUGUCUGCAUCCGUCUCAUCCCAGCAGCUGGACACACCUGGACAACAUGGGCAACGUGCAGCCCACCGUCGUCCCGUACGAGGACUUUGAUGUUACAGCUGAUAUCAAAGCCAUCCGACAAGCAUGUAAAGGUCUGGGCACGGAUGAAGAAGCCAUCAUCCAAAUCCUGGCUGACCGUUGUGCGUCUCAGCGUGUUGACAUCAAGCAGGCCUACUUUGAGAAGUACGACGACGAGUUGGAGGAGGUCCUGAAGAAGGAGCUGACGGGGAGCUUUGAGAACGCCAUCAUGGCCAUGUUGGACCCUCCUGAUGUUUACUUCGCCAAGGAGCUGCGGAAGGCCAUGAAGGGGGCGGGAACCGACGAGGCCGUGCUGGCGGAGAUCUUGUGCACGGCUACUAACGAGGACAUCUUGAGCUACAAGGAGGCCUACGUCCAGGUGCACGAGCGCGACCUGGAGGCAGAUAUCGAGGGCGACACCAGCGGAGAUGUGAGGAACCUGCUCAUCUCGCUGCUGCAGGCGGCCAGGGAUGAAGGCUUCGAAGUGGAUGAGGGUUUAGCCGAACAAGACGCUGCAUCUUUGUUCGAGGCAGGAGAAGGCAGGUUUGGCACCGACGAGUCGACCUUCACCUUCAUCCUGACGCACAGGAACUACCUGCAGCUUCAGGCCACCUUUAAAGCCUACGAGUCGCUUUCAGGAACCGACAUUUUGGACACCAUUGACGCUGAAGCCACAGGAACUCUAAAGGAGUGCUACAUCACUCUGGUGAGGUGCGCUAAGAACCCGCAGCUGUAUUUCGCCCGACGCCUUAAUGCGGCCAUGAAGGGACUGGGCACCGACGAGGACACGCUCAUCCGCGUCAUCAUGGGCCGCUCUGAGAUCGACCUGGAGACGGUGAAGGACAUGUACCUGGAGAAGUACGACGUAACCCUGAAAGACGCUCUGGACUCUGAGUGUGGAGGAGACUUCAAACGCCUCCUCAUUGCGAUCCUGCACUAAGACCUUCCUCCUGUACUGGCCUUACGUAUCCGUGACCUAACGUGACUCCACUCCUCUGCACUCAUCUUUUACAGUUUCACUUAUUCACUUUGGGGAUCUUUAUAUUCAUCUUCAUCCCUUUUCUUGUCUUUCUCACCCUCAGAGACACUCAGUUCUCUUUGCAGCACGGACCAAAAAUCAAUUCAAUGUUAUACCGCUCAGUGUUUGACACGUGGUAAACUUACAUUUAUAGUCUUUGAACACACAUUUUUGCCAAGAACAUAAUCUCAGUGGAAGGUGCAUUGAAUGUUUAUUAUCCUUUUGACAUCUUUAUAGAACUUAAAUGGAACUUGUGCAGCUCAGCAUCACAUAUUUAUUCAAACAGACAAUAUUAAUCUUUCAUUCGCAAGCAGGAGCGUUAUAGGCUGUAGUCCACCAGUUCAAGUUUAUCCCAAAGCUUUCAACUUUAAAAAGCUGCUGCUGCUGCUUCUUAUAAUUCAUCACUUUCUCUCAUCCAUCCUCCAUUAACUUCACUACGAUUUGCCUCGAAAGAUGCCUUUCAUACAGCGAUGCAAUUUACGUUCUGCUGCAACACUUAAGUGCCGAGUUAUCACGCAGGAUCUCUCAUAUCUGAAUACAUCAGACGUAUAGAUGUAUACAUGAUAGCAUUAUUACCCUCAUAUCAAAGGCCUGAAUGCUUUAAGGAUACACUACUAGCUUUUUGUAGUCACAUCCCGAAACACUAAGUGGGAUUUUUUAACUUUUUCUUUUUUUCCAAUCACAGCUCACAAGCUGCCUUGUUCUCACAUUUGUACACAUUUACCAGACAAUUGCCUUUUUCCCUUUUUGUCAUUCAGUGACUAAAUUUACCGCAAAAAAAACUGUUGUUUGAUGAUAAUCAUAAUAUUGAACGGGAUGUGAGUCUUACACUGUAACCCCUGAAGUGCAAUCAUUGAUAGUGGCCACGCUGCAGUCGGGUAUGUAACUGUGUUUUAUCUAAUUGUAUUUAAAACUGAGAAUAAUAUAACGUAUCAUAUUAUAUAGUUAUAAUAGCCACAAUUAGGAAACAGUAAAUUAUUUAGAAGAGGUGUAACAGCAUUUAAAAUGUGGUAUGUAUGAAGCGAUAAUAAAAUUUAACUCCACCAAAAUCCAUUCAUGUUGUGUUUGUGUCCUGCAGGGGGCAGCGGUGCACCACUUCUGUAUGCUGCUUUGUGGGUAAACUGACAUUUGAGGAAAUCAUGGUGAAAUCAGUGAUGAUAUGUUUAACCAGAGCAUUAUAACGUGCUUCAAUAAACUGUGUAAUACAUUU